GGCCGGACCGGGGAGCCCGGGGGCGGCGGGGGCUUCUCGCGGCUCAGUGCCUUGUAGCUGCGCUGGCUGCGGGCGAGCAGGUGCUGGGCUGCAGGCGAGGCCCCGUGGAGGCGCCUGGGCGGGGAGGGGCCGCGGGCAGGGCGGGCCGCGGUGGGGGCUGCUGCCCCACUGCGGCCCGGGCGGUGGGAACGCCGCGAGGGGCCGGAUCCACGGGGAGACACUCGCCCGCACCUCCGCCGUGGCCCUGGGCUGCCGUGCUGCUCUCCCGCCGCCUCAGGCAGCGUCAGGGUGGACCAGCGUGGGAGGCAGCCCAGCGGUUUCCCGGCCUCGUCCGGAUGAUGCUGAGGAGCGCAGGAGCCUGUCGGGCGGUGGCCGGGGUGGUGGCGGCGCAGGCGAUGCGUGGCAGACCGCAGGGACAGCCUCGCCCAACCAUCCAGCGCGCAUCAGCGGGCCGUGGCAUCACUUGGGGGCUCGGCCUCGAAGUUUAUGGGCGAAGCAGCCCGCGCGCAGAGGGCAUUAGCAAGGCGCUGCACCAGUUGGCGGGGCCACGACCUGCUGUGUUAGGCAGAAAAGUUGGCUUCAGGCAGAGUUACUCCCCUGCUUUGAAACAGAAGUGGCUGCAUCCUGCGAUCUCAUGGAAGGCUGAGGGCUUCCUGCUAUCAAGAGAGACGUGGAGUGCAGCUUGACAGAGGCUGAAAUGGAUCUGAGGCUUCCAGAGGUGAGGAUGUGCCCUGAAAUAAAGUGGGAUAUUGCAGUUCUUCAGCAGUGAGAUUAAGACACUUAAGAAUAUCCAGGACCUUUAGUAAGAUGUUUUUGCUGCUGACUUGAAGCAUGGUUGCGUCUGCCAAGCCUAUGCAUGGAGUGAGCUCAGGUGUUUGCAAGAUAAAUGGCUCAUUUAAAUUGGGAGCUACUAAAAUACUCUCUGGCUGGCAAAUGCAGUGCCUAGCAGCAGUCAUCAAGGACGAACCAAACAUGAGUGGAGGAGGGGAACAGGUCGACAUCCUGCCGGCCAAUUAUGUGGUCAAAGAUCGCUGGAAAGUGUUGAAGAAGAUUGGUGGCGGUGGCUUUGGGGAGAUUUAUGAGGCAAUGGAUCUACUGACCCGUGAGAAUGUGGCCUUGAAGGUGGAAUCAGCCCAGCAGCCCAAGCAAGUUCUCAAGAUGGAAGUGGCUGUCCUGAAAAAGCUGCAAGGGAAGGAUCAUGUUUGCAGAUUUAUUGGCUGUGGAAGGAAUGAAAAAUUUAAUUAUGUGGUCAUGCAACUUCAGGGCCGAAAUCUUGCAGAUCUCAGAAGAAGUCAGCCUCGAGGGACCUUCACACUGAGCACAACACUGCGAUUAGGCAAACAGAUUCUGGAAUCAAUAGAAGCCAUUCACUCUGUGGGAUUUCUGCAUCGUGACAUCAAGCCUUCCAAUUUUGCCAUGGGCCGCUUGCCUUCAACAUACAGGAAAUGCUACAUGUUAGACUUUGGUCUGGCCCGUCAGUACACCAACACCACUGGUGAAGUCCGGCCACCUCGCAAUGUUGCUGGUUUUCGGGGAACAGUCCGCUACGCUUCGGUGAAUGCACACAAAAACCGAGAGAUGGGUAGACAUGAUGAUCUGUGGUCCCUUUUUUACAUGUUGGUGGAGUUUGCAGUUGGUCAGCUUCCAUGGCGAAAAAUCAAAGAUAAGGAGCAAGUUGGCAUGAUAAAAGAGAAGUAUGAACACCGGAUGCUGCUAAAACACAUGCCUUCAGAGUUUCACCUUUUUCUGGAUCAUAUUGCAAGCCUAGACUACUUCACCAAGCCAGACUAUCAGCUAAUCAUGUCCGUGUUUGAGAACAGCAUGAAAGAAAGAGGCAUUACUGAAAAUGAAGCCUUUGACUGGGAGAAGGCUGGUACAGAUAUCUUGCUGUCCACUAGCACCUCUACUCCACCACAGCAAAACACUAGGCAAACAGCAGCCAUGUUUGGGGUGGUUAAUGUCACUCCGGUACCUGGGGACCUGCUUCGUGAGAACACUGAGGAUGUCCUACAGGGUGAACAUCUGAGUGAUCAAGAGAAUGCUCCUCCCAUCCUGUCAGGCCGGCCAGCAGAAGGUCUUGGCCAGGCUCCAAACACUGCUUUCAAUGAGGCUGAAGUUUGGGAAGAGACAGAUGUGAAUCGCAACAAACUCAGGAUCAGCAUCAGCAAAACUCAGUGCAUGGUAGAAGAGGAGCAGAGAAAUGGUGUCUGUCCCAGCUCCCCUGUCCGAGUGCCUCCAGAGUCCCCUACUGCACAAGUGCGCUCCCUAAGAUACCGCCGUGUGAAUAGCCCCGAGUCAGAACGUCUCUCCACUGCUGAUGGCAAAGCAGAUCUACAUGAAAGAAGAUCUCGAAUGGAUUUACCUGGCUCUCCAUCACGGCUUGUAUGUUCCUCCCAGCCAGCCCAGAUGCUAUCCAUUGAUACUGGCCAAGCUGACCGGCAGGCAAGUGGUAGGAUGGAUGUGUCUGCUUCGGUGGAACAUGAAGCCCUCAGCAAUGCUUUCCGCUCGGUACCGCUGGCAGAGGAAGAGGACUUUGAUAGCAAGGAAUGGGUUAUCAUUGAUAAGGAGACAGAGCUGAAGGACUUUCACCCAGGUGCUGAGCCAAGCACCUCUGGAACCACAGAUGAGGAACCUGAGGAACUACGACCUAUUGAAGAGGGUGAGGAGAGAAGGCGCUUGGGGGCAGAUAUUGCAGUCAGGCCGAAGAUACAUGAUGGGCGAAGUCGGGGUAUGCAGCCUGUGACUGAGGAGGAUAGUUCCCACAGACAUGAAGGACCUUCUCAAACAGUAUCUGACAGUAAACAUGAACAGCAGACAGGAAGUCCAGCCCAUUCCCCCCUGCACUCAGCACCAGCUAUCCGACAGAGGAGACGGGAGUCUGAACCUACUGGUCCUCAGAGACAGUUGGAGGAGGACAGGCCUUCUCAGCACUCCCUCCCGAGGUACAGCCCCCUGAGAAGACUGGCGUCCUCCGUUUUCUCCUCCUCAACCCUGGAGACAGAACACUACCCUCACGUUGGUGGUACUUUCAUACAGCGCAGCCGUUCAGCGGAGAGCAGCCCCGUGCGCAUGCCCCACCGCAGGCACAUGCCCCUCACGGCAGGAAACCACAGACUCAUGCCUUCCGUCCUGCGCAUUUCCAGGUCCCAGCUCCAGCAGGCAUAUACACUGAAGUCAUUUGAAAUGAAUGGUCUGCCCAAGGCGGUGCCUUUAAGUUUGCCUUGUCAAGACUUCAAAAAAGAUGUGUCAGACUACUGGGAAAAGCCUAAAGCACCCCAGCGGAUAAAGAAAGUUGACUUCUCAAAUGUUGUCUUGACUGCUCCUUGCAAACCCCUUAAACCUCAACUCGAAAUGAAUGGGAAAGAGGAAGAAGAAGAAGAGGAGGAAGAAGAGGAGGAGGAGGAGGCAGGGGAUGAGAUUGAUAUGCACAGUGGCUCCAGCAGUGACAUGAGUCAGAAAAGCACAGAGCGCAGCCAGGAGUGUGCACCAUCCACACUCCUGGCUGAUGACCAGAAGGGAUCCAAGGGUCGAGCUUCCACUGCUGAUGGGGAUCUGGAAAUGGAGGAAGGCUCAAAAACUCUAGUGCUGUUUUCACCAGGUGAUCUGAAGAAGUCUCCGGUGACCACAGACUUGGCUCCAGAAGUUGAUCUGGGGACUCUUGCUGCCCUAACACCUCAGAGCGAGCGGCCACAGCCUAUGGGUAGCCAGUUAGAUGUAUCCGAGCCAGGGACCCUGUCCUCCAUCCUUAAAUCUGAACCAAAGCCUCCUAUGGCAGUGGCUACAACUUCCUCCCCUUUCACCAAAGUUGAGCGCACAUUUGUGCAUAUUGCUGAAAAGACUCACUUAAAUGUCAUGUCUUCCAGUGGCCAAUUGAUGAGGCAUGAGGAAUACUGCCCUCCUGGUCCAUUUGAAGAGAUCAUUAUUGAAGAAGAAAUGGAGGAAAACCUGGUGCUGGUAGAGAAUGGAAGCAUACAUUCAGGGCUAGAAGGGGCAGAGACAGAAAGCUGUGCACUUUCAGCUAAUCACAUUGAAAUCACCUCAGAGACAGUAGGGGAACAGCUAGCCCUUCCCACUGGCGUAGCAAAGCCUCCUGAGGACAAGUUGGAGCUCUCUGACAAAGUAGCACUCCCGCUAGAUUUGGAAGAGCCUGGCAAGACAGUUACAAGGGAGCAUGACCUUGAGAAGACAGUAUCCAUAACAGAACACCUUAAGCAGGCAGAAAUCCUCCCUGACACACCACAGCAGGGCCCCAGGAGACCUCUGGGAUCCAGGUAUAGGAGUCGGAUACCCAUUUUGUUCUCUGAGGAGGACACUGGCUCAGACCUUUCAACUUCACUCUCAGCCAAAGAGAGGCUUUAUAAGAGGGCUAAGCAACCUGAUUUGGCUCGCCUAGUGAUGGAGAAGAGGCAAAACCGUCUCCUUAGGCUGGCCUCAGGGGCCUCCUCCUCAGCAUCCUCCAGCGAUGAGAGGCGGCGGGCCUCAGAAACCCUUUCAGCCACUGGUUCGGAGGAGGAUACCCAUGACUCUGAUGACUCCAUCCCAAGAAAGGCAGGGAAGGAGAAGGCUGCCCUCCUGGGAAAAGAACAGAAACACAUAAGCACAAAGAGCAGAAUUCCUCGGCCCAUCACACCGGUGAAAACACCGCUAGAGACAAUGAGGUCUGAGAGCUCCAUGGCCGUUGCCAUGCCAGUGCUAUGUAGCUCCCAGCAAGAUGCAGCUGCUGCCUACAGGCUUCAGGCACAGAGACCAGCUGGAAAUAUCCCCAACAACUCCCGAACAACACAGAUACAAAGCCGGCUUCCUCCUUCACCGAGUUCCACUGCUCUUCCUCCACGAAGCAGCUCACGGAGGUCUAGUUGUGCACCCCCUCGGAGUCCUGUCCUUCCUCCAAGAAACCCCAGUGCUUCCCCCAGAAGCCAGUUACUGUCUAGGAGGGAAAGCCCUUCCCCUUGUCGACAACGUAAGCUGGGGACUGCUAUUCAGCGAGUUCCACCUUCCCCCCGACCUCAGCCCCAAGCUCAGGCCCUGGGGCCGACAGGAGACUCCCCGCCCUCGGCUGGUGUGGCCAAAAAAGGACAAAGAGGAAAAACCCAGACUCAGAGUCCAGCAACCAAAGGAAAGCAGGUGUCCCUGGAAAGUAAGGCAGCUGCCAGAUAAUGAUCUUCUUCUGCCAGCCCAAUAGACUGGGUAACUUCUGCAUAUAGUAUACACUUGAGAUGCUGCAGCACAGCCUUUCAUGCGGGAACCACAAGUGUAUAGCAGUCACUGUACUUCAAUGCUUCACUCACUGUCACCCCACACUGUUGCAAUCAGCUCCCACAGGCCUGAGAGCCUCUGAGCCACGGAGCCUUCUUCAAGGGAAACAUCCCUGGCUGACGCUUGCUAAUGCACAGCACCAAGCAGUGACUCAGGCAGCCUGCCUAGUGCUGCCUCUCCUCCCUCCCUUGGCAUUCCCCUCUCUCUGUUAGCAAUAUCAGUUGCCAAUACCGUGCACUGACCCUGGCCUUGGAAACAGGAACAGAGAUGAUGAGAGUGAGGCCUGCUGGAGAGGAAGGCUCCUGUCCUUCAGGCAGCUCCCUCUUCUCUCUUAGCUGGUAAAAUGCCAGCAUUGGCUGCCAUGUUUUACCUGAGUGUUGGCUCAUCUCCUGCCAUCUGCGUGAGCAAGGGAUCAUCACUAGCUUAGCCAAGAGGAAUAUAUGUGAGCUGAGAGGAGAGGAGCAGGGAAGAAAUGGAGGGGGGCUCUGCUUGCCCUUCCUGAGGUGUCUCUGCCAGCAGGUCCAGGGAGACAGACAGGCCUUGCUGGAUGGUCUCAGCUCCUACCUGCUCCAACAUGUCCCACAGAGGAGGGAGUCCGGCAUUGCUGCUCAGUGACACUGCUGCAGUUUCAGCAGAUGCAUGGGUGGGGGGUAUUUAGAUGGAAGUAGGGGCUGCGCUGGCAGCUUGCCAGGAAAUCAAGAGUGCCUGCUAAUUGAUGUGGACGGGAGCACACUGCAGCUGCUUCUGUCUCAAAUACCAGACUGUGACCUGGGGAGCCUUGAUCUCCCAACAUAGGGUGGGGCCUCUAGACCUGAGUGUGGUUGGUGCCGUGAUUUUGUAGCCCACCAGAUGCAGCUCCAGCCUGAAGAUGUGAAUAGUCACUGGAGGCCUUUAGCUCAGGUGCCCCUUGCACCUAAAUUCCUUGUGUUUUAUUGUCACACUCUCGAUGUUUGUGAAUUUUGGCACCGUGGCUGAAAGUUCCCCUACACAGUAGGGAGGGAAGUAAUUAUUCUCUAGUAUGCUCAAAAGCUGCUGCUUUGCCAAGAGAAGUUUGCUGACAUGCCUUGGGUAUCCUGUGCAUCUCUGGCCUAGAAUACAGCUGGCUGAGUUGGGGAGGUUUAUAUCUUUCUCUUUUUGAGUGCUCAGCUCUUCCACAUACUGCAUGAGAACUAAUAAUGUGAACAUAAUAGAAAGGGCUGUGCUCUUCAAAUAGCGUUAUCAGAGCAGAAGCUCAUGUCUCACUUAGACAAGUAUUUCAGCGUCAGUCAUCCUGCUUCACAUUUUCAAACCUUCCUAAUUAAUCUGGGGGCUAAAGAGUUGGUGUUUAGUUCUGAGACUGAUGAGAUCUUGAAGUAGCCCCAAAAUUUCCCCUGUGUCUCACAAGCAAAAACACCCCAGAUCCAAAUAUUCUGGGCUUCACACCACUGUCGUGCCUGAAAAAGGCUUUGCAUGGGGCAAAAUAAAAAUAUGGCUUCUCUGUCCACCCAUUCCUGCAGCUGCAACUAGCAACUUCAGUAACUAAUUGCUGAUGAUGGAGGAAGAUGAUGAUGGAGGAAUCUGGACAGUAAUAAACUUGACUCAUUUGAACAUAUAUAUAUAGACAGCCAUAUUCAUGGCCAUAGAGUCUGAGGAAUCCUGAAGCAGUUCACUUCUAUAGGAACUAUUCUGGACAGGAGUAUGGGAGCUGCGAUGGUGUGGCUAGGAGGACAGUGUACUCCUUGGACAUCUGAGUAGGGAAAUCUCUAGAAACAGAUUAUGGGAAUUACCUCUCUAUAUGUGACAGUACCAGUGUCACCAAUGCUAAUAGUUUGUUUCACAUAGGUCAAAGUGUUUGUUGUUUUGCCUAGAAGUUAUUACCCUUGGUAGAGUAAGAAGCACAGCUUCUAGUCUAAAAACAAAUCCCAGCCCUCAUCAUUGCAUAGAAGCACUGGGAACUCUGAGCUCAGGUUGCCAUCAAAAGAGGCAAUCCCUCCAAGCUCCAUCUGCUUUGCUGCACUGUUCUACCUCCCUUACGUUUUGCCAGCUGUUUGGUGAAGAGGUUGGAAACACUGAUUCAGCGUGAAAACAAACGCUUUGAUUUGCAGGGUCAGUUUGUCAGUCUGGUUCAGCACAGUCUGGUUCAGUUCAUCAGGCUGGAUCGCACAAAUGCUUGUGCCAGAAGUGGGGGAAGGAGAGGACAGAAGGUGUGUCCACUUCUUCUGGGGGCACCAUGACUCCAUGUGGGUUUGAAGUGCUGGUCAAACUACACCCUAAGUAUGCCUUGCAUGUUUAGAAACUAGAAGACGGUAUAAACCCGAACACAUUCUUUCCACAAAUAUGAACCAUAAUGACAGUCCUAUUAAUUUUUUGGAGGAUUGUUCAUUUUAGAGUGCACAGAUGGUAAGACAUGGCCAGUGAAGCCUUUACCAGGUAUUCCAUCCAGGUCUUGUAUGCACAUGCCAAAAAAAGAUAUUGAAAUAGCUUGAAAAGAGAGCUACAAGACUAUUUAUACAAUUAGCAAACCUGCCUCAUCAUGGGAGGCUAAUAAAGCACAAUCAAUGUAUUUAUUCAAGGAAAGGUUUAGAGGAGAGUUGUCUGUGUUCCAGAAGUACCAGUAUGGGGAAAGAAGCUCCCAGAACAGGGUUCUUCUAUCUAGCACAUGAAAGCAGGUUAAGGAAUUGGGUAGAUUUUUAGUUGUGAAGCAAUUAUCUAGUGAAACCUCUCAUAAGAAAUGUGAGGACUCUUUCUUAUUAAAACUUUCUCUGAGAAACCUGAAUGUCUUCUAAGAUAUCUUCCUGCCAUAACCCAACCACAGAUAAUAAGCAGGGUGCUGGUGACACCAAGGUAACAUCUCUCCGGUGUGAUGCUGUAGAUCCAUGUAUCUAAGAUUCAUGCUCCUGCAAGGCAUGUGCCAAAGAUGUCACAUGGUGGAGAGCCACCAGACAGGUCCCACAGAUUUCAGAAAGCCGGUGAAAGCUUUCCAAGGCAGAAAAUACCAACCUUUCCCCAGGUGCCCUGUUGUUUGAUAGGGCGGGGCUGAGGCUGCAGCUGGUUCCACAGCAAUCUGGGAGAGCUGCCAUCAGCCAUCCUUCCAUGUGGUCACACUGUCAGCUGCCCUGCACCAGCACAGCCAUGUUUGCCAGCUGCAUGAGACUGCUCUGGCAUGGAGGGGAGCAGGACAAUGUAUCAAUGACAUGGUACUUCCACUGGUCUUUUUGGAUGAGAGAGGGCUGCACCAUCAGAUCUGAGAGCAGUAAAAGUUGUCUGACUGCAGCAAUGCCUUCUACCCAGAUACUCUGAGCAGGAGCUGCUGGAUGUUGUCACUGAAAGGUUUCAAAGGUUUCAGAUUCCUGCAAGGCCUGACUGUCCCUGCGUGUGCCACAGAUUUGGAGCUCUGGACCUGUUCCCCUUCCCAGUGGCAGGUGAUGCUGUGAUCCUGGCUGGAUAUCACAGAUGAAGUGUUUCACAUUGCCUCUUUCAUUUCUUCACUGAAGUUAUUUUUUACAGGAUCCCCAGAGCUGGGCUUUUCCGGUCAAGUGGAUAAAAAGAAUUUGCUACCCACAGGAGCAUGCUGUCUAACAAGAGAAGGUCUACAUAGUCAUGUUUACUAGCAAAGCCAGUCACAUUGUGUUGCAUGGUCUAGGUAUGUACGCCAGUCCUCUAUCAGCAGCCAAAGUACUGCAGGAGGGCCAGUGGUGGCUUGCUCCAUGGCACAAGUGUCAGAAGGGAGACUCGGUGAAGGCUCUGCAAUGCAGAUGCUGCUCUGGAUCUCUUCCCUUGCUCUGAUUUUCAAGGUUAUGCCCUUUGGUUGCUCAAUGGUGAGUGUAGCCCCAGGGACACUAGUUGCUGGGGUGCUCAGUGCACACUAGUUGCAGAAGCUUCUUGUCCUCCCAUGUGGCUAUCUGGAGGGAUUUCUGGCAUGCAGCUAGAGCCAGCAGUGACAUUUCCUGCUAGUGUCACUAUGAAAACUGCCCUGCAAGAGGGUCAGCAGCUUGUCUCAGUCCUGUCUUCUGCCCCUAUCCCACAAGGAGCCUGGGAGGGCACCUGUCCUACUUGGAGCAAACAUGGGAGAUUGUGUUUGGGGGAAGGUCUGUCUUAUUAGGAAGAAGUUAGAUCUUUGAGGGAUAGGGCAGAAGACAGAAAGACCAGUCUUUCUAUGGCAUGGCAGGACACGAGGGGCUGUCACAUCCCAGAAAGGCAGAAGAAGUAAGGCCCUGCUGUUCCCUGCCAUGAAACAUGGUGCAUGGGCUCUGUCAAGCCUCAAGGACACAUAGGGGUGCUCAGACACUGCUUUUGGAAUGGGACAUUGUUCUUGCAGUGAAGGUAGGGAAGAUCCAGCUGACCAGAGCAGAAAAGAUGAUUAGGAAGACUAAAGAGUUUUGGGGGGGGGGGGGGGGAGGAGAUGCAGAUUCCCUAGCAGAAACAUUAGGGAGUUUCUGUGUUAGCAAGGAUUUCUGGGAACAGCCUGACACAAUGUGAUUCCCACUUGGUGAGUUUGCUGCAAGAUCUGUCCUGGCCAGCUGCACACGGUUGUGCUUAUGUGUAUUUUGAGGGGACUCCUGGAACAGCCUGCCAGUAUGCAUGUGUUUGAAUGUGUAUAUUUGCAUGGGUAGCAGAAGCAGAUAGGAUUUCUUCUGGGAUAUGCCCAGAGUCCAGUACUGUGGGGUCCUGUGCAUGUGUUGGGAGCAAGAGUGUCUUCGAGAUUGUCUGACAUCAUGAUAUUUAGUAAAUGCUCUGCUAUGUGUUUUGCUUUGCUGGGGUCUAUGAAAAUCCGGCCUGCUUUCUUAUCUGCCAGCUGAGAAGACUGGAUGCUGCUUGGUAAAAUGAGGUUGCCUGGCCAGGAGAUAUUUGCAAAGAAACUGGGAUAUGAGAGGAUGUGCCAAGUGGCAACUCGGGAAGACAGUUCUCAACACUAAGCCAGUGUGAAGGACAGUUCAUAUGAGUAGAAGGGGCAAAAAGAUUAAUGGUGCUGGACAAACUAAUGCCAUGGAGGGACUUGAACAUAUGGCAGGAGAUGAUUAACUGAUUCAUCUGGUUGGCAGCGCAUACACUCCUGCUUGUCUUGGUGCAAAAGGUGUCUUGGUAGGAGACAUUUCUGAGUCAGUUGUGCUUGCAAUUUGUGAGAGGCAGGAGGCUUUGCUUGCCCUUUAUAAGUAAAGAUUAUAAUAUAUACUAUUAUAACAUAAUAUAAUAUAAGUAGUGCCCAUUAUAUGUAGUGGCUAAAGGUUGAAAAGGAGCCUGCUACCUUCAAAGAAGUGCCCUUGAUGCUAUGCGACAUCUGAUCCGUGCAGGAAUGACUGCCUUGUGCAGUGCAUGUGAAUGGAGGAACAGUACACCACUCCACCAAAGUGCAUGUGAGCUAUGAGGCCGCACUCACCAGAGCAUGAACCCAGGGCCAAAACACACUGGCUUGGAUAACUGAUGGCAAUUGUGCUUGCCAUCAGAGUUGUAAUAACCAGUGGACUGACACAUCUGUGCGUGGCAUGUGUCUGGGUCUGGAGACUCUUUGCUCAGGUGGUCGCCCUUGACUGACACAAGUGUGGUUGUGUGCUAGUGAAAUGCUUUGAUCCAAAGCAAUUUGGGUUAGGGGCAAGAAAAUCUUUGAUGAAGUUUCUCCUUUCCAACACAGAGGUAUUUUCUCAGUGUAGGUCCUCUAUAAGAAGGUGGCUAAGUAUCUAUUUAUAGCCUGACCAGCUCCAGUAGCAGCUCGUUGGGUCCCUUAGCACAUUUCUUUCCUCCCUGUAUAGUUUCCUGACCCCUGGCAUGAUCCCAUCACUGUUUUGUGUGCACAGACAUCAAUGCCUACUGAAGGUCUUGCCCCACACAUCAGUCGUCUGUGGUUAAGUUAAUCUUGUUUCAGUGAACACAGUAAAAGUCCCUUUGUGGAUGUGGUGAGUUUGGUUUCAAGUAAGUUUCUUCUGGCUUCACUGAAAGAUAUCUGUGUUCGAACUGCAAAAGGCUGGUGUUACAAAGUUCACAGGGACUAUCUGAGAGUUUGCAACCAGCUUUGAUUGCAUCUGUUUUGCCAGCGACGGUGACAACUGCAUGAGAGAGAGCAAGCUUGGGUUUCUGUUCAAGCCCUGUCACCUUGUGGUGUGUGUUGUACUGAUAGUGUGUGGGGAGGGGACAUGUGAACAGAACCAUUUGCUGGCCCCCAAGGUUCUCUGCAGCACCCUGAGUGUUUUCUCUCUCUUUUCUCUCUCUCUCUUUCAGCCUGUUGCUGAGCUUUGUGGGGCUGGGAUUAUGCUGUUAGUAACGGCAGAGCCAGAUGAUGUGAAGAUAGGUUGGUGGCAUCUCCAUGAGCUUUGGUGGUUGCAUCUUUGUCAGGCCAGGGAUUAACCCGUUUGCAGGCUAUGGUGAUGCCAUGAUCCUGGGCACAGCCAGGAUCCCAUUAAACACUCUGGACUGGCCCAGACAGGUCUAGCCACCAAAAGCAAUUUAUAUACCAUAACUCUCCUGUCCCCUUGUUCUUAAUUUCCCUCCUUUAGCAAAUUCUUGCUAGAAAGUCAAUGUUUAUUUCCUGCAGGUUGGUCCCUCCUGAAUUUCUGCCAAGUGUGAGGCAGACUUGGCUCCAACAGAUGCAACAGGCCCUGCAUCAUGCAGGCUGGUGCUCAGGGUUACAAGAAGGAGCACUAUCCCACUUAUUUCUGAAGCUGCAAAUAUGUGGAAAACGAGUUUAAGGUAUGCAUUGGUGCCCUCUGCUAGAAGGAGGAAGAGAGCUACCACAGCAAAUCCACAAGUAGGUUCUCAGUAGGAACCAAGGCGAGAACGCCUCCUGUCCUUAGCUUCGAAACCAGAAGUGGCUCCAAAGGCAAGAUCUCCACUUUGGUGAGGGUACUGUUUUGUUGGUGUCUGCCAGCACCUGCUCUGCGUCUAGGUGGCCUUGUAUUGCCACUGCCAUGAGCGCAAAGAGAUCUGAAACAUGGUCACUGAAGGAGGCAGGGGUUGAUGUUUCCUUGGUGCUUACGUUGACGGCUGUUGUGGGUGCUAAGGCAGUGGCUCACCUACUGGGGUGUGAAGAGCUCUGCAGCACAUGGGGGUUAGGAGAGGAGUCCAAGUGUAACACUAUGUAUGAAACCCAGUGUCAAUGACACUGCUGUGUUAUGGGACCUGGGCUGCUGCUUUUCCAGACAGGAAUUAGAGCUGGAAAUGCAGAUUGUUCUGUAUAUCUAUCUCCUUUUAACACAAUAGCAUGUGGCUCUACACUCAGAUGUUGUACCUGGCACACCAGUGUUUGUUUCCUUUGUGUCUGACUCGGUCUGACAAAGAUUUUAGGCCUGGAGACAAGUCUCUUGCUCCUUUGGUACUGUCUGUCUGAAAAUGUGACUGGGUCUCAAGGCUAAAUCUCUCUCCAUAUCUUCUUCGCAUUCUUUAGGAAAGCAGCUCUAGAAUGUUUACACAUUGCAAAGUGAAUGUACAACUCUGACCAAGGAACCAAAAUCGGAUUCAAUUGCAUGGCAAAUUUCUUGGCCAUAAAGUCUGGCAUGCAUCACAGAGGCCCUGUCUGUGUACAGAUCCACCUGGCAUUUGUCAUAAUUUCAGAUCAUGUCUUAAAAAAAAUAUAUGAUGAUGCCAUUUUUUGUUCAUAUCAGACACAGCUGUCAUUAGAUUUGUUAUUAAAAGGGGAUUCUUGAUCAUGCCAUUAAAAGCCUGUCUACCUUUUCA
Molecule: messenger RNA, 12900 nt
Organism: Dromaius novaehollandiae (emu)
Lineage: Eukaryota; Metazoa; Chordata; Aves; Casuariiformes; Dromaiidae
Gene: TTBK1
Product: tau tubulin kinase 1
Exons: 19
Coding region: 832-5157 (1441 amino acids)
Biological process (GO): peptidyl-tyrosine phosphorylation; peptidyl-serine phosphorylation; signal transduction
Cellular component (GO): nucleus; cytoplasm
Molecular function (GO): ATP binding; protein serine/threonine kinase activity
Source: RefSeq, a predicted model, not a curated record